Molecule: messenger RNA, 2608 nt
Organism: Microtus ochrogaster (prairie vole)
Lineage: Eukaryota; Metazoa; Chordata; Mammalia; Rodentia; Cricetidae
Gene: Cyb561
Product: cytochrome b561
Cellular component (GO): lysosomal membrane
Molecular function (GO): oxidoreductase activity
Source: RefSeq, a predicted model, not a curated record
GUCGCGCCGUGGCCCGCGGAACCGGCAGAGCGGCCGGGGCGCGGCGCGAGGACGCGCACAGGCCUGGCGGCGGCGGGACCAGGAGCUGCUGUCAGAGAACUAGGAGGCGGAGCUGGAGCUGACCAACCCGAGGAGCUGGCUGACCCAGGCCCCAGCAUAACAGGGGUACUAACUAGCGCUGGCUAGUUAGUGUUGGGAAAGCGGCAGCUACAGCUUCUGUUCGCCACUGCCUCGCACCUUCUGCUGGGGUCAGCAUGGAGCCCGGUGGUGCCUCCGUCCCUGCUGCCUUGCCGUACUACGUGGCCUUCUCCCAGCUGCUGGGCCUCACCGUGGUGGCUGUGACUGGCGCAUGGCUGGGCCUGUACCGAGGUGGCAUUGCCUGGGACAGCUCGCUGCAGUUUAAUGUGCACCCACUCUGCAUGGUCAUAGGCAUGAUCUUCUUGCAAGGAGAUGCUCUCCUGGUGUACCGUGUCUUCAGAAAAGAAGCCAAACGCACGACCAAGAUCCUGCACGGGCUGCUUCAUGUCGUUGCUCUCAUCAUCGCCCUGCUGGGCUUGGUGGCCGUGUUCGACUAUCACAGGAAGAAGAGCUAUCCAGACCUGUACAGCUUGCACAGCUGGUGUGGGAUCUUAGUCUUUGUUCUUUAUUGUGUGCAGUGGCUUGUGGGUUUCAGCUUCUUCCUGUUCCCCGGAGCUUCGUUCUCUCUGCGGAGCCGGUACCGCCCACAGCACAUAUUUUAUGGUGCCACCAUCUUCCUUCUUUCUGUGGGCACAGCCCUCCUGGGCCUGAAGGAGGCGCUGCUGUUCAAACUUGGGACCAAAUACAGCAAGUUCGAACCCGAGGGGGUCCUGGCCAACGUGCUGGGCCUGCUGCUGAUCUGUUUUGGGGUGGUCGUGCUCUACAUCUUGGCUCAAGCUGACUGGAAGCGGCCUUCCCAGGCUGAAGAGCAAGCCCUUUCCAUGGACUUCAAGACGCUGACAGAGGGAGACAGCCCCAGUCCGCAGUGAGGGCCGUGGGUGAUCCUCCCGGUUCUGUGGGUUCUCGGAUAUCUUUCUGCCCCUCCCUGCAGAGCCUGAAACUUUAGGUCCAGGAGUGCCUGCCUGGCAGUGGCGUUAGUUUAGUGGGAUUUCAGGUUUUGGCUUUGUCCUCUGCUUUUCCUUCCUGCUUGCAGCUUCUGACACAUCCUGUGAGCCACGUGUGGGCCCCCGCCUGUACCCCCUGCUGCCCAUUCACUCGCUGAAAGCUUGGUCAGGGGCACUGGGGUCAAGCCUAGUCCUGAUUCUUAGGAGAGCUAGCUCCACCUUCCCGGCAGCUGAUGGCUGGGGGGCCCCCGAGGGACUGGUGUGGAAAAGCCAAGCCUGCUGCUUGUGCAUCAACCCAGGAGUUCUAGCAGCUCGGGAAGCACGUGUCCUUGGCAGUAGAGCAAGUGAUAUGAUGUGUAAAGUAUGCUGGUGUUCAGACUGAGGUUCCCCCAAAGGGUUGAGUCUGGCCCCUGAAAGAGCCAUGUGGCUUGGCCAACGGUUCACACUGUCGCAGACCUUUCUGGUCUUUAACCCCUGAGCCUUAAAUAGGUUUUUCAGGGAAGCGACUAGGUGCUCAGAACGCAAGUAUGUACCUGCCCUGGUGGAUGAGGGCAGGCUGCUGGUGGCGAGGGGCCUCCUGGCCUCCUGCUGUCCACCUGGGCAGUUCCUCCCUCAACAGGGCCUGAGCCCUGGUUUCCUUCUGCAGGCCAGCCUGGACAGGCUCUGGGAGGACAGGUUGCACACCUUCUGCUGUUUGUCUUGCUCUCCAGGGGGGUUCUGGGUUGCCCCAACUUGACUGAAGCAGCCCUGGAGGAUUAUUGUCCUCCCACACCUGGGUCCGUCUUCCCUGGACAAUAGGACUGAAGUGGACAGAGGGAUGGGCUUGGUCUCCUGUGGUGUCUGCACACAGCUUCAACCCCUGCCGCCUGUUGUGUUGUUAGCUGAGUCACUGCUUGGCUUGAGUCUAGAAACAAUGUGAUUAGUCUCGUGCUUCUUGGGCUUGGCAACCGCUCUCUCCUCUCCUGGGCCUUGACAGACAUGGAUAACUUAACAAGGAGAUUAGCAGUUUCUGAACCUGAUAAUUCCUUUAGGUCAAGAUGCCGGCCUUCUGUCAGAUUUCUUGUGUAACUGUGCUGUGGGUCUCUUUCUCCAGCAGUGGUGGAGCCCCCUCUCCCUGGGGUGCCCCCCCCCCGGGCCGCCUAUCACCCUGGCCCCUCCGGCUCUCCAUUUGCAGGGGUGAUGGGUUUGCCUCCAGUUUCAAUUGCGUAUGCUGCAAGGAUAGGGAUCUUAUCGCUUCUUUCAUCAGCUGGCACACUGAUACAGUCAAAUGUUUACAUGUGGGAGACUUGUCUUUAGACAAACGCCGAGUACCAUUGUGAAUCUCCCGUGCCAGACUAUACAGAAAACCAGAACUCAUCGAGAGCCUGUAAACUAGUCUUUCUGCCAAAGUGUAUGAUACAUGACUUAGGACCAAAGAAGAUCCCCAAGCAGAUGUGUGUGGUUUCUUGUGUUUGCCUGUGGCUGUCUCCUGUGACAUACAGUGUGUUGUUGGUGCAGUGGAUGAAUCAAUACAUUCUACAGCUGAC